CGUCAUUCUGUGCAAUCGUGCCGGUGCUUUUAUGUUACUAUAUAAUUCGAGCAUUUUUGAUCUGAUUUUGCCAAAAGUAUCUAUCAAAAUCAUCUCAUGGCCGAUUUCCUGAUGCCCGGGUCUACAACCUUUCAACAACAUUACAGCAGCAACCAUUAACCAUCCUCGGAGCAGACUCUCACCGCGGGUGAUGGAAGCAUUGCAAAUUAUCAAGUUCUCCUACAGGCAAGACAGGCUCAGUUUCACUGAUGAUUUGGUUGCUCGAGAAGAGGACUACAAAUUGUCAGGCCCUUUGACUCAACAAGCUGUGGAGGAGUUGAUCAGUAGCGGAAAGCUUGACGAGCUCUCAUGCAGAAUGCUGACGACGACGACGAAGCCUUAGCGUAGCUAAUUCAUA
Molecule: messenger RNA, 397 nt
Organism: Suillus subalutaceus
Lineage: Eukaryota; Fungi; Basidiomycota; Agaricomycetes; Boletales; Suillaceae
Exons: 1
Coding region: 191-382 (63 amino acids)
Source: RefSeq, a predicted model, not a curated record